Molecule: messenger RNA, 1038 nt
Organism: Closterium sp. Naga37s-1
Lineage: Eukaryota; Viridiplantae; Streptophyta; Zygnematophyceae; Desmidiales; Closteriaceae
Source: the annotation of a GenBank genome assembly
AUGGGAUUAAAUCGGACGGUUCGGCUGUUCUCACAGAUAUAUUUCGUUCACCUCCGCUCUUCUUCACCAACUCAUCCCACAGGGACCAUUUCACAGCGGAAACAGCAGCAUUGCGUCGCGUUGCGCCGUAGCAUUUGCGUCGGUGACUCGGGUCCGAGCGUUACAAUAUCCAAGCGUUGCGCCGUAUAUCGCAGCAGAUCCUCACGCACGAAAUCGCACGCAGCAACGGCACUCGGCAUAUUCACCACGAAGCUUCCGAACCGCCCGCUCGGUAGGAUCAUUAUGAAGCUUCCUCGACCCGCUCUCCUCCUACUGCUCCUCCUCGUCUCCGUCGCACUACUACCGCUCUUCGCCUCCUCGCGCACUCUUCCGCCUAAGCAGCAGCCCACAGGUGGGGAGAUUCCGCCAGCUAAGGGGGGAAACACCACCACCCCCCUCCGCCAUCGGCGCCAUGGGGCGAACGGGACGGCAGCGGCGGGGAACCGAACGAAGGGCGGGCAUCCGAACAAGGGUCACCAUCGCGGGAACGGCACUGCGGCGGGGGGACCUUCGCCAAAGCCGCCAACGAACGGAAACGUGAAGAAUGGAAAUGCGCCGAGUGGUCAGAAGAACGGUGGCGCGCAGCCGAACAAGAAUGGCGGCGGAGGCGGUGGCGCGCAGACGAACAAGAACGGUGGCGCGCAGACGAACAAGAACGGUGGCGCGCAGACGAACAAGAACGGUGGCGCGCAGACGAACAAGAACGGUGGCGCGCAGACGAGCAAGAACGGUGGCGGCGGCGGCGGCGGCGCCAAUAAGCCGCGUCGACCGAAGCAAAUUGCUGAGGAGGACUGUAGCAGCAAAACAUCGUGGCCAGAAGUGGUUGGCAUGACGGGCGAAAAGGCUCGCGAUUACAUCUUGACAUCCAUGCCAGAGUGUAACUGGGACGUGCGAAUUAUACCGAAUAGGGGAUUCGCCACAAUGGAUUAUCGCACAAACCGUGUUCGUAUCUUUGUCGAUAAGGAUGGCAUCGUUCGCGUUCCUCCAAGAAUCGGCUAA